UUGCUCGUUCUCAUAGAGAUAGUCAUAUCCGUAUGUUUGAUGUCGCGAGGGCGGCGGUCAGUCCACGAUGGGCGCACCUGGACAUCGCUCCCUCCAUUCAAGAACGGCAUCAAAGUAAAUAUUCCCGCUCCUGGAAUCAAUGUGCCUGAACUCACUGUAUCCACAGGGCUUCCAAAUUGCGCUCUUCUCGCCAUCUGGGCGGUAGGCGACCAAGUCUUCAUCGGCGUCAUGGGGGGCGAAGCACACUAUCCUCGCUGGUCUCUCUCCAGAUCCGCAAACAUGGUUUCUACCCGUCUGGGUUUCAUCUACAUCCUCUCCAUCAUCUUCAUCGGUCUACUCGUUCCUUCAAAUGACAACCGUCUCCUCAGUGGCUCCGGGAUCACAGCCUCCCCAGCCGUUGUUGCGGUAGUGGAUGCUGGCAUUCCUGGUCUACCUUCUGUGAUCAAUAUCUGCAUGAUCAUUGGCGUUUUGGCAAUCGCAUUGGAGUGUAUCUAUCUGCCGUCCCGAAUUCUGAGGACCAUGGCUCUGCAAGUGUUUCUGCCCAGAUAUAUCGCAAAUGUCGAUGCUAAAGGACGACCGAGAUGGGCAUUGGCGAUUACAGCUGUGGUGGCUCUACUAUGCACAUACAUCGGGCUUAGCAGCACAGGUUGCAUCGUCCUCAACUGGCUCGUCUCCAUCACCAGCGCCUCUGUUUUCACAAACUGGGCUGUCAUCGCACUGACCUCCUUCCGCUUCCACUCUGCCCUCCGCGCCCGACACCUGAAACUCUUUGCAGAACCGUACACUUGGUCCUCAACUCUAUGGCCCCUGGCUUUCGCUGUCUCGCUAGCGGUAUCACUGAUGCUGCUUAUCUGCCUUUUGAUCUGCGCGAUAGCACCUGUGGGUGCCACAAUUACGGCUUUCGGCUUCUUCUCGUAUACAAUUGGAUUACUGAUCAUUGGCAUUUUCACUUUGGGGUACAAGGUUGCGUUCAAGAUAAAGUAG
Molecule: messenger RNA, 984 nt
Organism: Aureobasidium namibiae CBS 147.97
Lineage: Eukaryota; Fungi; Ascomycota; Dothideomycetes; Dothideales; Saccotheciaceae
Exons: 2
Biological process (GO): amino acid transmembrane transport
Cellular component (GO): membrane
Molecular function (GO): amino acid transmembrane transporter activity
Source: RefSeq, a predicted model, not a curated record